AACCUGAGGAACAGCCGAAAAGACAUGAAUGAAUGUAGUUGAGCGGAUUUAACUCUGAUUCUGCAGCUUUCAGAGAUGACGGAGGGAACGCACCUGCGGAGGCGAGGGGGGCCAUACAGGACGGAGCCAGCCACAGACCUGAGCCGCUGGAGGCUGAGUAACGUGGAGGGCAGGCAGACGUGGCGUUAUGUGGAGGACCAGGAAGAUCCGGAGAGAGAGCAGACCAUGCUGGAGGCCCAUUGUCUGGGCCUGGACACGAGUAAGUUUGUGUCCGGCUCCGCGGCCGCCCACACAGCUGUAGAUGUAGCUUUGAAGGGGAUGAACUUCUACAGCCACCUCCAGGCCGAGGACGGUCACUGGGCCGGGGACUAUGGAGGACCUCUCUUCCUGCUCCCAGGUCUCCUGAUCACGUGCCAUGUGGCUAAGAUCCCUCUGCCCGAGGCCUGGAAGAAAGAGAUGGUGAGGUACCUGCGCUCCGUUCAGCUGCCAGACGGAGGCUGGGGCCUACAUAUUGAAGAUAAGUCGACCGUCUUCGGCACAUCGCUGAGUUACACCUCUUUAAGGAUCCUGGGAGUCGAGCCUGAUGAUCCAGAUAUGACCCGAGCCAGGAACAACCUGCACAGUAAAGGUGGCGCUGUGGGGAUUCCCUCCUGGGGUAAAUUCUGGUUGUCCAUUUUAAAUGUCUACAGCUGGGAGGGGAUGAACACGCUGCUGCCGGAGAUGUGGCUUUUCCCGACGUGGAUGCCCGCUCACCCCUCCACCCUGUGGUGUCACUGUCGGCAGGUCUACCUUCCCAUGAGCUACUGCUACGCUGUCAGACUGGCUGCAGACGAGGACGCCCUGGUCCUCAGCCUCAGACAGGAGCUGUAUGUCCAGGACUACUCCUCCAUUAACUGGCCCGCCCAGAGGAGCAAUGUGGCAGCAUGUGACAUGUACACGCCUCACAGCACUCUGCUCACAGUCGCCUACAUGGUGUUGAAUGUUUAUGAAGCCCACCACAGCACCAUGCUGAGAGGAAAGGCCGUCAAAGAGCUGUAUGAUCACAUCCAAGCUGACGACCGCUUCACUAAAUGCAUCAGCAUCGGCCCGAUAUCUAAGACUAUCAACAUGCUGGUCCGCUGGUAUGUGGAUGGUCCCUCCUCUCCGGUCUUUCAGGAGCACGUGUCCAGGAUCCCAGACUACCUCUGGUUGGGACUGGAUGGCCUGAAAAUGCAGGGCACAAAUGGAUCUCAGCUCUGGGACACAUGCUUUGCUGUUCAAGCUUUCCUUGAGGCAGGAGCUCAGGAUAACCCGAGACUAGCCGACUGCCUCCGCAAUGCCCAUGAAUUUCUCAGAAUAACACAGAUACCCGAGAAUCCUCCUGAGUAUCAAAAAUACUACCGACAGAUGAACAAGGGAGGAUUCCCCUUCAGUACACGUGACUGUGGCUGGAUCGUGGCUGACUGCACGGCCGAGGGUCUGAAGUCUGUGAUGCUGCUGCAGGAGCUCUGUCCCUCCAUCGGCCAGAGUGUCGCCUCAGAGCGUUUAUAUGAUGCUGUCAAUGUGCUGCUAAGCAUGAGAAACCCUGAUGGUGGAUUUGCCACAUAUGAAACAAAGAGAGGAGGGAAACUGCUGGAGCUGCUCAACCCCUCCGAGGUGUUCGGUGACAUCAUGAUAGAUUACACCUAUGUGGAGUGUACCUCAGCAACAAUGCAGGCCCUGAGGCACUUCCAGAAAGCCUACCCUGAUCACCGAGCUGGGGAAAUAAGCUCCACUUUAAGGGAUGGACUGGAGUACUGCAGGAAGGUGCAGAGGCCUGAUGGAUCCUGGGAAGGGUCCUGGGGAGUCUGCUUCACAUAUGGGAUCUGGUUUGGCCUUGAGGCCUUUGCUUGUAUGGGCCACGUCUACACAGAUGAGGAUGCGUGUGUAGAGGUGCAGAAAGCCUGUCAGUUCCUGCUGGACCGGCAGAUGCCAGACGGAGGAUGGGGGGAGGACUUUGAGUCAUGCGAGCAGCGGUGCUACAUCCAGAGCAGCACCGCCCAGAUCCACAACACCUGCUGGGCACUGUUAGGCCUCAUGGCUGCGAGGCAUCCAGACAGACGAGCCAUAGAGAGAGGAGUACAGCUGCUGAUUGACAAACAGCUGCCCAAUGGAGACUGGCCACAGGAGAAUAUUGCAGGUGUGUUCAACAAGAGCUGUGCUAUCAGCUACACCUCCUACAGAAACGUCUUCCCCGUCUGGACGCUCGGCCGCUUCUCAAACUUAUUCCCCAGCAGUCCGCUGGCCGGGAAGGUCAAGCUGUAGAGAACAUUUGAAAGAGUUCCUGGUUCAUCAGAUCCGUCAUGACGGAGAGACACAAUGUUUACAACUGAAUCAAAAUUCAACAACAGUCACAGAUGUUCACAAUCAAUGUAAAGUGUACAUUCUGUUAUCGUUUCUGUAUGAUAGUUAAUAAAAAGCUGUUAGGGUUCAAAGUCUGUAUAACUUCUAGCUGAAGAUCUUUUAGUGUUCGAAUGUUCAGCCGUGUUUUCAGAGGUUAAUACACAAAACAAAUGAACAUGUUUCAUUGUUUAAUUUACUUUCUGUUAACAUUUCAACGUCGACCACAUCUUCUACUUACACAUCUUUUGUAAAAACCUGCUGCUAUCCAAAACACCCAGUACAUGUGCACUAGUGGUUAAUGAAGAGUAGAAAAGCAUUCAUGUCCAUGUUGCCUUAUGUCCCAAUAAAUUACAAUAAGAAUC
This is a messenger RNA of Labrus bergylta (ballan wrasse), 2723 nucleotides long. RefSeq names its product lanosterol synthase (2,3-oxidosqualene-lanosterol cyclase) (gene lss). The record is from RefSeq and is a predicted model, not a curated record. Gene Ontology annotation, cellular component: lipid droplet. Gene Ontology annotation, molecular function: lanosterol synthase activity. Gene Ontology annotation, biological process: cholesterol biosynthetic process; triterpenoid biosynthetic process. Lineage: Eukaryota; Metazoa; Chordata; Actinopteri; Labriformes; Labridae.